AUGGGCGAUCCAAUAACUGACAGGCCAGUAAAACGUUUGCAGAUGGAAUCUGUCUGGAUGAGCGCGCAUUUGGUGAAGAGAAUGCUGCUGCUCGUGAGCGUGUGCGCGCUGCCGGUAUUGGGUGAGAGCAGCGGGCGCGUGGACCCUUUAACCCUGAGCCGCGCGGACCAGCAGUGCUGGGAAUCUUCCUCUGUUCUGCUCCUGGAGAUGCGCACACCGCGGAUUGCCGACACCGUACCCGCCUUCUGGGAUCUGAUGGUCUUUCUCAAGUCGUCGGACAACCGGAAACAUGGCGCACUGUUCUGGGACCUGGCACAGGUUUUCUGGGACAUCUAUGUGGAGUGUGUUCUGUCCCGGAACCACGGAUUGGGUCGGCGCCGUACAGCACAUCCAAACCAGCGCAUCACAACCACGCGCUCCCUCACCAAAGACGAGUCCUUCGUGCAUGAGACACAGGGCCAUGUCUCCAAACUAAAGGAGUUCAGUCGUGGCUGGUUUCGAAUACAAGUGGAAGCUCGUAAAAUGCACCAGGACACCCUCUCAGAAAAUCAGGAGAAUUACGAAAACCACCAGACUUUAAACAUUUUCUACAUGUAAUCUACUUAUGUGUGCAAUAAAUAAAUAUUUGCAGCAUUGUGGUGAUCAAUUGUAUCAAUUGUGGUGGUCAACUGUACUGUAUGUGCGGGUAGAUUGUGUUACUAUGGUUGCCAUCAUUGCACUGUUUGUGCACCAGUGAACUUUGAUGUACUUUUGUCAUACAUUUCCUGCGCAUGCGCGUAAAGUCGCUGAAUAAGGAGAAAACUGCAAGAGAAACUAACUAAACCAAAAGACAAUAAAUAGGCCUACAUAUAUUACUGGGAUGAAUUUCUAUUUUUGUUGUUUUGGUUGCUGUUUAUGCUCAACAGAGAGG
Messenger RNA from Myxocyprinus asiaticus (Chinese sucker), 910 nucleotides. RefSeq names its product protein FAM237A-like. The record is from RefSeq and is a predicted model, not a curated record. The transcript has 3 exons. Bases 1 to 597 code for a protein of 198 amino acids. Lineage: Eukaryota; Metazoa; Chordata; Actinopteri; Cypriniformes; Catostomidae.